AUGACGAACUGCAAUCCAAUGCCUACACCUCUACCUCAAACCUUGGAGAAACUCGAUGUAACACCAUUCUCUGAGCCUACAUACCUUCGGAGUCUCGCAGGCAAGCUCCAAUACCUGACAAUAACAAGACCUGAUCUUCAGUUUACAGUGAACUUCAUCUGCCAACGGAUGCACGCUCCAACCAAUUCCGAAUUCACUCUACUCAAAAGGAUUCUCAGGUAUGUCAAAGGCACCCUGAAUCUUGGGAUGCCAAUAAGAAAGCACAACAAUCCGACUCUCUCUGCAUUUUGCUAUAGUGACUAUGCUGGUUGUAAAGACACACGAAGAUCGACCUCAGGAUUCUGUAUCUUGCUCGGAUCAACCCUCGUGUCCUGGUCUGCCAAAAGACAGAAAACACUCUCCAACUCCUCUACAGAGUCAGAGUAUCGUGCUUUAUCCGUCGUUGCUCGAGAACUCACAUGGAUAUCUUCUCUACUGCGAGACAUUGGAAUUCCUCAAUAUCAACCUACUCGAGUCUUCUGUGACAACCUGUCUGCAGUGUACCUGUCCGCUAAUCCUGCUCUGCAUAAUUGGACUAAACACUUUGACAAAGACUUUCACUACAUCAGAGAACGUGUUGGUCUCGGCUUGAUAGAAACACACCACAUUCCUGCACUGCUUCAGCUUGCUGACAUCUUCACGAAGCCAUUACCACGUCCAUCAUUCUUUGACCUUCGAGGCAAACUUGGCGUGUCUCCUCCUCCGGUCACUUCCCCACCAACCUUUGAGGGAGAGUGUAGAAGAUAA
Camelina sativa (false flax) is the source of this 786-nucleotide messenger RNA. The record is from RefSeq and is a predicted model, not a curated record. Lineage: Eukaryota; Viridiplantae; Streptophyta; Magnoliopsida; Brassicales; Brassicaceae.